AUGAUUUUACCAGGAGCGCUUCUGUUCUUUUUGGGAACAUUAGUGUCUGCCAGCCCAUUCCUGCCAUCUCUGCCAACGGAGAUAGUAGUAAAUAAACACAAACAUGAAUUACCUGAUAAAGUAAAGAUUUUGUCAUCUUCGAGUGGUUCAGCUUUAAUAGAAAAUUACAUUCAACAAGGGACCAAUAUUUUCUUCAAGCCGCAAUUCUUAUUAUCGUCAGACAAAUUACCACCGCAACUGCAACCUAUUAUCGCUGCUAUUGAAAAAGAUGAUUGUAAAAAAGCUUACCCUUUAGUUACUCCUGUGGUAAUUGAUGAACCACUUCGUGUAGUAGAAAAGGAAAUCAGUGAAUUUGGUACCGAAAUUGAACAUAUAACAGAAGUCAAGCCAGCACCAUAUGUUGAUGUACCCAAACCAGUUGCACCAGUAAUAAUGGAAGAUAUCAAACCACUGAUUAUCUCAGAACUACCAAAACCACCGCAUCCUGAACUUGCACUAAUCGUAAAAGAACCAUUAAUGCAUCACUUUGUUACGGAUAUCAAAGAAGAGAUUCCUCCAGCGCCCAUACUACCACCAAUCGAACUUCCAAAAUUACCAGUAUUAUUCGAAGAAGCUCCACCAAAACCUGUUUUAGUGGAAAUUGAAGAAGAACAAGAAAUUAAAGUACCGGUGGUGAUUCCUCCUGGUCCAGUUUUACCACCAAUGGAGAUGCCAAAAUUACCCGUAUUAUUCGAAGAAGCUCAACCAAAACCUGAUUUGGUGGAAAUUGAAGAAGAAAAGGAAAUUAAAGUACCGGUAGUGAUUCCUCCUGGCCCAGUUUUACCACCAAUGGAGAUGCCAAAAUUACCUGUAUUAGUUGAAGAAAUUCCGCUGCCACAUGAGGACCAUCCUGUUUCACCCAUCAUUGUUAAAGAAGAGGAGCCGGAACAUAUCGAAGAACUAGUUGUAGUCCCUCCUGCUCCUAUAUUGCCUCCAAUUGAGUUGCCAAAGUUACCUGUUGUGUUAGAAGAAACCCCAUUAAUUCAUGAAUUACCAUCGCCUGUCAUCGUUGAAAAAGUCGAAGAGCAUAUACAAAAUAUACCACCUGCACCAGUACUGCUGCCUUUAGAAGUGCCAAAAGUAUCAGUAGUAAUGGAGGAACAUAACAUUGAGUCUACAAAAGUUGAGGUUCCUUGUGAACCAGAAAAACCAAAAGUAGUAAUUCAUGAGAUGCAACAUCCCAUAUACAUUGAACAAAAUCGUUUCCUUCUUCCUGCAAUGCCACAUACUGAAACAUCAAAAUUUACUGUGGAAAUUCCUAGAGUACCAUCUCUAAUUUCUUCAAUUCCAGAUUUCAAUAAGAAUAAACACUGUGUAGAUGAUAUAGUAGUAGAACGCAUAUUACCUAAAAUGAGAAAGGAUAUUAUAUAUGAAAGGUCAGGUCCAUAUUUAACUCCUUUCUUAUAAAACAUAUGCCUAUUAUGUCAUUUUAUUAGCAAAUUAAUUUAAAAGUAGGUAAUUCAAAUUAAUAAAUAAUAUUACAAUUUUAAGUAUUUUUUUCUAUACUUAUUAAAUAACCCUAUUAAACUAUGUUUCAUCAUCAUCAGCCUAUUACAAUCACUAAUACUGAGAUACAGCUCAUCCCUAUGGAUAGA
Molecule: messenger RNA, 1634 nt
Organism: Diatraea saccharalis (sugarcane borer)
Lineage: Eukaryota; Metazoa; Arthropoda; Insecta; Lepidoptera; Crambidae
Source: the annotation of a GenBank genome assembly